Molecule: messenger RNA, 1987 nt
Organism: Limanda limanda (common dab)
Lineage: Eukaryota; Metazoa; Chordata; Actinopteri; Pleuronectiformes; Pleuronectidae
Gene: c9h1orf210
Product: chromosome 9 C1orf210 homolog
Exons: 4
Coding region: 674-1120 (148 amino acids)
Source: RefSeq, a predicted model, not a curated record
GGAAGCAGCUGCAGAGCACAGCCCCGGUUCAACCUUUGCUCAACAUUUCUCCAUUUUUACGGUGAAAGGAAAGAGAAGAUGUAGACGUUGACAGACGGACACACAGACAGACGGACGGACGGCAGGUGAACUCUCUGAAGCUACCGGGGCCGAGGAGGACAGGUGAGCAGAGCAAGAAAAGUGUGGCUGAUAUUUCCACUCGCUCGUGGGAUGAUACAGCUUCUGCCACCACCUCUCACUUGUUACCCUAUCACUCAACGUGUCCCCCUAGUGGAGCUGUGAGGGUCAAUCACCCUCCUGGUCAACAGAGAUAUUCCACCACCUCCCUCAGCUGGGGAGGUGCCUGCUCUGCAACAUCUCCCUCGGAUCACUCUCAUUUUUUAUUUUUACCUGCUGAGGACAAUAUAACACUGAGCAGAGUUUGACUUUACCUGACUUUGUUGAUACAAGAUUUAAAACCUCUGUAGGAUCUUAUAGAAAGUGGAGUUCUUCACCAGCAGGUCACAGACACUGUCCUGUCCCCUGACAUACUGUACAUGUGUGAUAUACUCCUGUCAUCCAUGGCUUCACACUGGAGUUAAUGGUGCCCAGAGCAGGAAACAGGUUUCAUCCAACAGGAAGCAAAUUGAGCCCCGGAGGACGAGUCACUCUUGUCCAAUAAGAGCAAAGCCAGAUGGAACUAUCAUCAAAUGCCACAUUCUCUACACCGACACCGACCACAGCAUUCAAUGAAACAACACCUACAGACAAAUACACCAAUCACAACUGGGAGUUCCUGGUGGCCGUCCUGGUCACAGCCGUCGGUAUCUCCAUCGUCAUCGCCCUCCUGGCUAAAUGUACCGUCAUCCGGCGUUACCUGGCCAGCUACCGGCACACACGGCUGAGGGAGGCGGACACCGUCAGCCAGAUAGAUGCAUCAGGCCUUGACGUUGGGUUCAGGAUGCACGGCGGCCAUGGAGCGAACCCCCACUGUGUCCCUCCCGUGGGCGAGGAGGACGACGACGGCUUCAUCGAGGACAACUACAUCCCGGCCAGCGAGCGAGCGAGGGCGGAGAGAGCAGCCGAGAUCAUGCAGGACACCGAGGAGGAGAUGGACGAGAUUGAAUUCACGAUCGCUUAGUGUCGAGUGUCUCCACUCAGCUGAACCACUAAAUCCACUCCCACCUUUUCUGUAGUUUGUGUUUAUUUCUUUGAGAUUCAUAUUGUCAGUCACAAAAGGGGCAUUUUUGUAAAAUGUAAAAAACGUUCUCAACGUGUGGUCUAAUGACGAGUCACAGUGGUCAUGUUUUAUCUGUCAGCAAAGCGAUGACAGAAACAGUAAAUUAUUUGUUACUUAUUUAUUAGUGAUAAUCAAAGGGAUCAACUGUGAAGGUUUAAAUAGAAAAGAGAUUAACAGGUCUUCUCAUAGACUGUAUAUAAAGAUGGACGACGUGACGACUCCCCAAAAGUGAAGCCAGUGUGUAAUUAGCGCCCUCCGGUGGCUGGCUGCAGGAUAGGCCAUAAACCAGCCUCCUCCAUGUUAGUGGAUGGGAUGUGGGCCAAACUAAUGGUUUCUGUCAAUUUACGAAAGUUCUUAUCACACUGAUGUUUGUGAUCAUGUAAUUGGCACAAAAUGGCAGCGCUCGUAUACAGGGAAUAUUUUGGCUUUGUUUCUUGAUAUCGGGAGGAAGUGGACACACGGCGUCCAUCUUUACAUGCAGCCUACGGGUCAUCUGUGUAUAUAUUAACCAAUCACCUGUGUCUCUUGACAGUUAUCGAUUGGUUGAUUGAUUUUCUGAAGCUGUAUCACAAGUCAUGUACGUUAUGUUGGACGGACGGUCUCAGCAGUGGAACAUUUCACUUUGCACUCUCAUGUUUCCUCAGGGAUAAACACGCAAAUGUGUGUCUACAUGGAUGAAUUAUACAAUGAAUUGAUUAAAAAGCCAUUUUAAUUGCUCAAACUUGAGGAACUCUGACUGGCGAUUAAACUAUGAUUCUUUUUCAAAAA